AUUUUCGAACGCAACGCACCUGCAUGCAAAACCACGUGCGUACGGAGCGAGCUCUGUCGCAUAACCUAACCUAACCUUAACCUUAACUUCUGUAAAAGCAGAUGAAGACUCGAUGAGUUUCGUUUUAAAUAAUAUUUCAAAAAUUUGAUAAAAAUUUUCAAAGAGGAUGAAUGUUAUACCCUGUAUCACGUGGGUGAGAAGAGGAGUCGCCGCAGCCGUUCCUGAAAAGGUCGAAUUAAAGGCCGACGAGCUAGAACAAAUUAUAAAAGAGACACAAUCUGCUUUAGAAGAUGAAGAUUCUGAUGAAGAGGCAAGUUCCUCGAAUACAAAAUCGAAUACAAAACAUACAGAAGAGUCUCUCGCAGCUGGCAUUGAUGAAUACAACUUUCAAGCUUAUGAUGAUGAAAAUGGCGAUAUGUAUUGCAACAUCACCACUUUAGCCAGCUUUGAUGGAAAAGAUCCUUUUAUAACAAAUGAUGAUGAAGAUUCAGAAAAAGAGGAUGACAUUAUCAAGGCUGAUGAUAAUCUGGUGCUGAUUGGCCAUGUUGAAGGAGAUGCUAGCAUCUUGGAAGUAUAUGUGUAUAAUGAAAGGGAAGGAUCUUUUUAUUGCCAUCAUGAUAUAUUAUUACCUUCAUUUCCAUUAUGUAUAGAAUGGCUCAAUUAUGACUUUGCAGAUACAAAACCAGGUAAUUUAUGUGCAAUUGGCAAUAUGACUCCCAUAAUUGAGGUAUGGGACUUGGAUUUGAUAGAUUGUUUAGAGCCAGCCUAUAAAUUAGGCUGUAAACCGAGUAAAAAGAAGAAGCAAAAGCGCGUUGGCCAUAGGGACGCAGUUCUAGACAUAGCAUGGAACCAGAAUUAUAUGCAUGUGCUUGCUAGCGGUUCGGUCGACCAAACAGUCUUAUUAUGGGACUUGGAAAAUUGUAAGCCCGUGACUAAACUAGAUUCGUUUAAUGAGAAAAUACAAGCAUUGAAGUGGCAUCCACAGGAAACCCAUCGAUUAUUGACAGGAUGUGCAGACAAAUUAGUAAGAUUAUUCGAUUGCAAGGAGGAAGCACUUGUACAAAGCUGGGAGGUAUCAGGAGAAGUGGAGAGGGUGUUGUGGAAUCAUUAUGAUCCAAAUUAUUGCAUUGCCAGCACAGAUAAUGGUUAUAUAGAAUACUUUGAUGUAAGAGGAGACAAGCCUUUAUGGCAAAUCAAGGCUCAUGAAAAAGAAGUUACAGGUCUUUCUCUUAGCACAUCAUGCCAAGGUCUGUUAGUUACUUGUUCAAACGAUGGUAUAACGAAGAUAUGGGAUCUUCUCGAUCAAACAGCUCCUAUUCUUAUAUGGGAACAGUCGAAUAAUUUAGGUGCUAUUCAAUGCCUCGCGUCAAAUCCCGAUAAUGGAUUCAUAUUUGUCGCUGGUGGGGAUAAUAAAGCGAACAAUAUUAAAAUGCUAGAUCUCAGGGAGAUUCCUACAGUGCAAGAGAGAUUCGCGGAUGCGGGACGUGUCGUGUCAAAUUCGGUAAUGGUAUUCAAACAGGAGAUAAUGGACGUCGCCAACGACAUGGAAGAUAUGGAAAUUGAAAAAAUGGAAUCAAGUGUGCGAAUUAAAAUAGAGAAAGAGGAAACUUUCAGGCAUAGUUUUCUUUCGCUAAUCUGUUUAAAUGUGAUCGCUAGAGGGAAAGUUUCGUCGCUUUCUCCGUGUAUUGGACGCGGGCACAAGUUGCUCGACAUGGAACCGUCGAACGGCAUAGACAAAUCAUGGGAUUAUCCCUGGACCACGGAAGAGAUGAGGAAAAAGAGGAGGGAGUGGAGUCUGGCGGGUGAUGUUGGACUUCUCAAGCAUCUUCAACAAUUUUCUGAGAAUCUGAUGUCUAGAGCCGACAAAACUCAAGCUGCUUUAGACACAUUAACGACACAAUUAAAAGAAACAGGGAUAUUAGUUGACAAUGUUACUAAUACAUCUUUGGCUUUAGCCAAUACUCAAUUUAUUGAAAGUCGUGUUCAGGAAGAUGACAUAGAAAUUAAGGAAAAUUCUGAGAAACAAGAAAAUGUGAAUAGUCAGGAUUUAGUACCAGAGAAUCUUCUAGCCAGCAUAAGUGAGAGUGUUAAGCAAGGUUUAAAUAUAAUGGAUGAAAAGUACAAAGUAAUGGAUGUGGCUUGUAGCGACAGCGAAGAGGAAGAUGAAGGCGGUGCAGUAGUAUUCAGUGUCAUUGUUGGGCCCAAUGAUCCUUACCAAGAUCGACCCCUACCAUACGUUAUUGGGUCCGACAAGUGGAUGGCGUCGAAUAAGAUAGGUUUAGAGAGCAGCAGCAGCGAAUCCGAACAAGCCGACGAAGAAAGGGAAGAAUCGGAAAGCGAGAAGGAGGACGCGAGUGUGCAAAAGAUGUUUAACAGUCGACAUAAUCCGGAUAUAAAUAUAGCGAGAUUGUCAUCGUCCUCUAGCGAUUCGGACAACUAUAAUGAUUCAAGUAAUGUACCUUACAUCAACAACAAGGCGGAUACGAUUUCUCAGAAUAAUUUAAAUUCUGCCUCGGAGUCCGUCACACCUAAUAAUGUAUCAAAGACGUCUAAUGAAACGGAGCCCAGUUUUGCAGAAGAGUUGGCCAAACGAUUAGGCACUGUUCGCCAAGCGCAGAAUCCUGUCGUUGUGGAUGAAACCAAUGAAUCGUCGAUCAAUCGAUUUAAAAGUGAUUUAUUUACAUCAGAGAAGGAUGAAAAUGUGUUUAAUGAUAGUUCAGAUAAUUUGUUCAGCAACAAGAAGGGUCUUUUUGAUGAUCAGGUGUCCGCAAACCUGUGGAAAGAGAAGUCGAUUAAAUCUUACAAGAGUAACAAUAUUAUACCACCCAGUAUUGACGUACCACCACCGAUUAAUAUAGUUUCAACGAAGCCAAAAUCGGCAAUCGAUGAUUUAUUUGCCGAUGCCGAUUCAGACGAAGACUCAGAUAUUUUCUCAUCCAGGAAUAUCAUCAAGAAACGCACGAAAGAACCCACCAUCGGUGAUAAUAUUCGCCCCGCAGCAAAGGGAUUUUUGAACGUCAUGGGGACUACCGGUAACAUCGCCACCAGCACGCCGGAAUCCAAUAUCAACGCCUCGGGUCUGUUCAACGAUGAUGAAAACGAUGUUGCGAAUCUGUUCGAAAGCCCCAAGAAGGAAUCUCAUAAAACUGGGGAUAAUCCUACAAAUACGAUUCAGGAAUCGAGUAAAAAAGAAUCGAUACUCGGCAAUGUUUUAUCGUCGGACAUCGAGAGCAAACUAUCGAGUCGAAUAAUGCAACGACGGCAGGAAUCAUCCGGCUCGUCGUCCGAUAGCGAUGUGUCAGGAAAUUGUGAUAGUGCGACAAAAAGCAACGCCGAGCCAGCGUCCGCAGAGAGAGACAUUUCAAAUGAUAACACUGCGAUCGCGAACCGCCGUUUGCAGAUCACGCCGGCCGAAAAUUCCGCGGAGAACGUACUCGUCGAAAACGUCAACAACAGCAGCGGAAUAUAUAUGCAACCGUCUAGCAUCGAUAACACUGUCGGGUCGGGUUUGUGGAUGAAUUUCCAGCCGGAGAUGAGUUCAACGAGGCUCAAAUCCGAGGAGAUCUACCGCGAACGUGUUACCAGUGACAGCCUCUUCGCGGCGCAAACACGCUAUCCCGCCAACCCGGCGAACGCUAACAGCAACAGCAAUAAUCAACAGCAGCAAUCACGACAGGAGCAGCAGGACAACUCGUCUUUGCUGCAGGACGACGUAUUCGAGAACGACGGUCUUUUCGGGCCGCCGCCGUUGCCCACUAAGUCAGACUCGAGACGAGCGCCAAAAUCGAAGAUCUCAUUGCUCUUUGACGAUUCCGAUUCCGGCGACGAGCUCUUUUCCGCCGCGAGCUCUGGUUCCAGAUCGCAAAAGAGCACGGAUUUUCUCGCCGCGGUAUCGUCAAGCGACAGGACGGCCAAGGCAACUCCGAAGAGUGGCGGCCUGUUCAACGACGAUAACAUAUUCGGCAGCAAGGACGCACCAGACAUUGAUAUAUUCGACGUUGCAUCAAAAUCAAGAUCGGCUUCGAACGAUUUGUUCGAUAGUCGCGGCCGGGAACAAUAUUCAGCAACGUCGAAGAGCAAUAACGUCGAUAAUUUACAAAACAAAAUGGAGUCCAAGAGGAUCAGUCUUUUCGACGACGACGACGACGGCGACGACGGCGACUUGUUCAGCGGCGCGAAACCAAUGAAACCGAAGAGCGACCGUAAGACUGAUGUUCUCUUCGAGGACGAGGAUGAUUUGUUUCUGUCAAUCAAGGCGAGCGAUAAGAGACGCUCCUCGAUAGAGAAAGAUGCAUCAGUUGAACCAAAAAUCGACGUCUCCAAAAAUGUUUCUAGUGUGGAAGUUGAAAAGAAGAGCAAAGAUGAUUCUUCGGAUUAUACGGGUGAACUGUUUUCGAAAACGACGAAAACCCAUAGCCUUCUGUUUGAGAAUGACGAUUACGACGAUCUGUUCGGCAAAAAGGACGCAGUGCCGCGCGAGGACGAUCGAUCGAAACCUGAAUCCAAAGAAAAAGUCAAGAAAGAUAUCAUCGAGAAGGUGCAAAAACUUUCUGAGCAAAAUAAAGAUUCGGAAUCUUCAAGUUUAAAUCGUGAUAUCAAGACGACUACGGAAUCCAAAAAUAUCGUCGCAAAGAGUGAUAUAAACGAGGAAAAGAAUAAAGCUGAAAUCGGAGAAACGUCCUCCAAAACUGACGAAGAUGGCAGGACAAAGAAGAAUUCACCGCCGAAAACAUUGAGCAUUUGGACGACUUCUUCGCCGCCAUCCGAAGAACAGAACGGCCAACAAGUUCACCGAAAAUCGGUGUCUGGUAAGAUAAAGAAUCUAAUGGGAAAGAUGGGCGACUUGAAAAUACUCUCGCCGAUGGAUGCACCGCCGUUAUGGAGGAAAAGCGAGGACAAGACGGAUGAAGACGAAGAUAUUGUGGAUAGAGACAAUGGAGAUCAGGGUGUCGGUGGAUACGUUUCGCCUCCUAGUGUGUCGGAAGGUAGCGCGUGCAAGGAGUCUUCUUAUUCGACAACAAUCUCCACCACCAGCAAUGUGGAAGUGGCUAUAAACUUCGACGAUCUGGCUCAAGUAGAAACAUUGUCUACUACCGCGUCCAAGAGCCGAGUAAGGAUUCAAGCAAAACGCCGUCCUCAGAGCCGGCACGCCCGGAAGUCCGCAUUGCGACACAGCGGCAUUGAUUUCGAUACGGUCGACAAUGCAGACAACGAUAACUCUUUGGACGAAAGCCACACUAGUACCUUAUCGUCUACCAAAGAUUUGUCCGCCGCUCCGGCAAUUAGCGCAACUGAUCGUUUGACCGCCAACAAUGCUCAACGCUCGACAAUCGAUCCUUCUUCCACAGAUGACAAGUCUGAGCUGGGUAGCAUUAGCAAGGAGAGCUCGAUGAGUGUGAACAAGAACACUCUAUUGUCGCCAUCCACUGACGAAGAAGAUCUGUUCGAUGUGCCGCCAGAUCUGCCGGAAGAUCCGCAAAGGGAGGAUACGUUGUUCGGUAGGGCACCGAUACUUUCGCCGAUUGACGACGGACAGUCUGACAGAACACCUGUUGCUGUCAAACCUCUAAUCGAUACUGUGAUUAGAAAGAUCGUCGAUAUCGAUAUGAACGCGGAGAAUAAGAAAAGUCCUAAACAAGAUUCUAGCGAAUUAACGGGAUCGGAUGUCAAUACCAAAUCGGACACCUUGAAGAACGCCAAGAAGAGGGAUGAUAAGCGUACAUUCAACGAAGAGCGAGAUGAAGUGAGUAGAGAAUCCAGCGAAGAACCGAGCGAUCCUCUGCGCGACAGCAGCCACGAUCCACUGAAAGAUCCUAGUCAGUUGUUCGCAUUCGUCACGAAGACGCCGUCGCCGGAGAAAAGCAAAGGAUUGCUGUUUUCCGAAUCGGACGAUAGUUUGUUUUUUAGUGGUUUAGCAAGAAAAUCGAGCGAGCCGAGCAAAAAGAAGACCCUGGAUCUAUUCGCGGAUGAUGAUGCGGGCGGCGACCUGUUUUCCGCGGCGCCGUUAAAGAAAACGGUGAAAAAAUCGUUGCGAGACACAAAGAUCAGUCUCUUUGGCGACGAUGAUGAUGUACAUAACGAGGACGAUAGUCUUUUCGGCAGCGCAUCCGGCAAAACAAAGCAAGACAGCCAAAAAUUAAAUUCUGUUCAAGCUGGACGAAAGAAGAACAUUUUUGACGACGACGAUGACGACGAUUCCAAUCUGUUUGUCGAAUCGUCCGGCCAAUCACAGAAAUCGGAUAGCACAUCGUUCUCGGAGCCCAAACACGAUCUCGCUGAUUCUCAAGCCAAGAACUCGAACUUGAAAGAUAUCUUUGGUGACGUGGCGUGCAACGCUUUUCCUUCUGGCGGAAAGGUCGACGACGAUGUCGAUCUUUCCGCCGCGAGAAAAGUUGUUCCUAAGAAAGUUGUCAAGUCCCUGUUUGCGUCAGAUGAUGAGGACGACGACAACGACGAUCAUAUCUUCGGCAAGCAGUCAUCUAUGUCGACAGACUCGAAGACGAAUGCGAAGAUGAGCGCGCCGAGUUCAAGAUCAGCCAUGAAGAAAUUGGUCACUAGGGACUUGAAGAAAACGGCUGAGAAGAUCGUCGAGGACCCGUUGAGUCUCCUUCAAGAUGACUAAAUGUGUUUUCUUAAGAUAAAUACCUGUGAGAUUUCUUAUAUGCUCAGCCACAAAAGUUUAUAUAUGCAUACACGUACAUCUAGGAAACUAAAGGAAGGGCUAAUAAAAUAUAUAUAUCUUUUGUAAUUACUUGUCACGCAUUUGAUUAAACACUUAAUUUACAUGAUAUUAAUUCAUCCAAUACACACUAAAAUCUUCAAUCCUUAGCAUGACAUAAUAUUCGAUUUUAUUGGGAAAAAAUCGAAGUUAGAUAAACAUAUGUAUAACAGCACUUUAUAUCUUUAACUAUUUUAUUCGCUUUAAUUGGUGAAAUAUUCGUGCAUACUAUUUUAAUACACUAAAUAGACUUUUGUGGCUUAGGCAUGUAUGUAUAUAUAUAUAUUUUUAUUUAUAUUUUGUUACGUCUCUCACAAAGUUGUUCUAUAAUAUGAAAAAGCCUGUAUUGAUAAAAAAUGGGUAGCGUGCAAUUCGUGAGAAAUAGAUAAUUUUGUUUCUCGGCUGUAUUUAUUAUUUUGCUAGCCAGAUCUGAAUUAUUCUUUUUUUUACACGUGCCACAUUAUAGAUCGUUUUAUCUUAUUUGCCGACGAAGAUUGCAAUAAAAUGUACAAGUAUUUCAAUUUUUAACAUUUAUUCGAUACACAACGAACAUAAUUAGUUUACACUCACAUUGUAAUUAAGUGAAAGUCUCACCUUAUUCGUGCAAUAUGUAUAUUUUUCUCUCUACUAUCGCUCUUCUUCAUUACGUGAAUAAAUUCGCCUCGCGCGCGCUUGUGAUUUACGUCAUGUAUAUAUCAUCCUGAUGAGUCAUAUACUUUAUUGUUACAAUAAAAUUUAUUCGAUGAU
Molecule: messenger RNA, 7465 nt
Organism: Formica exsecta
Lineage: Eukaryota; Metazoa; Arthropoda; Insecta; Hymenoptera; Formicidae
Gene: nclb
Product: WASH complex subunit 2-like
Exons: 23
Coding region: 167-6622 (2151 amino acids)
Biological process (GO): rRNA processing
Cellular component (GO): nucleus
Molecular function (GO): protein binding
Source: RefSeq, a predicted model, not a curated record